Capsella rubella is the source of this 2603-nucleotide messenger RNA. RefSeq lists its product as uncharacterized. Gene Ontology annotation, cellular component: cytoplasm. Gene Ontology annotation, molecular function: mRNA binding. Gene Ontology annotation, biological process: mRNA destabilization. The record is from RefSeq and is a predicted model, not a curated record. Bases 284 to 2197 code for a protein of 637 amino acids. Lineage: Eukaryota; Viridiplantae; Streptophyta; Magnoliopsida; Brassicales; Brassicaceae. The transcript has 7 exons.
CGUUCUCCCUCUCCCUCUCUCUCUCUCUCCAACCCCCUUCUCUCAAUCUAGGGUUAGGGUUUCGAUUCUGCAGAGGUUUUAAUUUUAUUUUGUUCAACUCAUGCCGCUAAGCCUCUCUUCAUAAGCCUUGUUCUAUAUCCCCUUCGCCGUUUCUUCUUCUUCUUCUUCUUCUUCUUCUUCUUCGAAGAACUUCGUAGGCUAAAGCAUGUCGUGAUUCUCUCAAAUUUCUGGUGUUUAUUCAAACUCCAUUGACUAAAAAAUUUCUUUGAUAAGUUAAAAAGCAAUGUAUACCUCCGAAGGAGCCCCUAUUGCUGACCAGAGCAUGUAUUACCCCGUUGAUGCCACUUAUGGCUAUUACUGUACAGGUUAUGAGUCACCCGGUGAUUGGGAGAACCAUCAGAUGUUUUUUGGUGUAGAUGGUUCUGAAGUCCAAUACACGGGUGGGCAGAAUGAAAAUUCUCCCUAUAUAUGCUAUUCGCCUAGUUAUGGAUAUGCACAGUCUCCUUACAAUCCAUACAAUCCUUAUAUUCCGGGUGCUACAAUUGGUGUUGAUUCUUCUUUUGUUGGUCCUCAACAAUUUUACUCUUUUCCUCCUUACCAGAGUGUUGCAACAUCAACUACUUUUGUUCCGUAUGCAAUUCAACCUGAUAUCAUCUCGAAUAGCUCAACAAACUCUUUGGUAGAGACUGGUUCAGCUGAUUGGGGUCGAUCUGAUGGGAGAGGGUCGAGGCAUAGAAAUGGUACUUCUACUGGUGGUCUUCAAAGGAAUGCUCCAAAACUCUCCGCAGUAAAUUCGUUGGGAAAGAUUUCAGACAAGCCAAGGCCUAACUCUGGACAAAGUAAACAGCCAGAAAUGGACAAGAGUGACACUACCCCGUCAUCGGGACAAGCUCCCCAGGGAAGAUCUACUUCUGUUAGCGUUCAACCUGCUGACGUUGUUUCCAGUAGCAGAGUAUCGUCUUUUGGACAAUUAGACAGUGCUUCAAAAAAUGCAACAAAUAAUUACAAUCUUCGGCCCAAGCUGUAUGGUGGCCAUGCAAAUAUAAUUCCUGAUAGAGUUGGUGAACAAAAUCGAGGUCGAAGAUCAAGAGGAUUGGGAAAUCAACUAGUUGUUAAAGCUUAUACAACAAAAGCUGGAAAUGCUGAUGCCGAUGGGAAUAUUGUGAUCAAUCCUUCUCAGUAUAAUAAAGAAGAUCUCCGAAUCGAAUUCAGUAAUGCUAAGUUUUUUGUGAUUAAAUCGUAUAGCGAAGAUGAUGUUCACAAGAGCAUCAAAUAUAAUGUCUGGUCAUCAACUUUGCAUGGGAACAAGAAAUUGCAAAGUGCAUAUGAAGAUGCUCAGAAAAUAGCCUCCGAGAAGUCUUGUGAAUGCCCGAUAUUCUUGUUCUUUUCUGUUAAUGCUAGUGGUUUGUUCUGUGGUAUGGCUGAGAUGACUGGUCCAGUUUCUUUCGAUAAAGACAUGGAUUUUUGGCAGCAAGACAAAUGGAGUGGAAGCUUUCCUGUCAAAUGGCACAUCAUAAAAGAUGUUCCGAAUAGCUAUUUCAGGCACAUCAUACUACAGAACAAUGAGAAUAAACCAGUUACAAACAGUCGAGACACACAAGAGAUAAUGCUGAAACAAGGUCUGGAAGUGCUAAAAAUAUUUAAAGAUCAUAUGGAAAGGACUUCAUUACUAGAUGAUUUUUUGUACUACGAAGGCCGACAAAGAGUCAUGCAGGAAGAGAGAACCAGGCUGCCCUACAGAACCUUUCUUAGCCCUUUACCCUUACACAGACCAGAUCUCUCUGACAGAAACAAGAAAAACUCCUUGGAAGUCAUCAAAAAACCUUCAGUACUCUCUGCUGAGAAUGAGGAGGUUCGUGCUAAGUCAGAUGGGAAUGAGGUUACCACUGUAAAGGAAGGUAAAAAGGAAGAUAUUUCUUCCACUCAGAAGAAGAUGAGCUCUCUCACCAUUGACCCUAGUGGUACAGACUCUAACCCAACCACUGUAUCUCACCUGAACCAGAAGAGUAAAGCCAAGUCUAAGCUGACCUCCUCUGGCUCUCAUAAAAAGACAGACCCCCCGGAAGUGGUUGAUGCAUCUCUUUCUAAUGACAUCGACACUGGCAAAGAAAGAUCAGUACCCAUAAAAGUUGCCGAGUCUCCUGCAAUCGUAACAGUCGGCACCAUUCCUCUGGACACCAAGUCACUUCAGAAGUAAAACCACCCCGGGUUUGGCCUUUUAAUCUGAAUCCUUAUAUUUUAUCAUCUCUCCAAAGUCAAGUUAAUCAUGCUUCAUCGUACAAGCCAAUGUGGUAUGAAGUGAAGAGAAGGUUCUGUGUGUAUAGAUAAGUCUUUACUGGUGACUUAUAUCAUCUCUGGUUUGAUCAAAACGUCAAAAAAAAAAAAAGAGAAUCGUUGUUGAGGUCUGCUGUUUAGUUGUUGCGUUUUGGUUAUUUUGGAUAUGGCCGUAUUGUUACUUUUUGAGUAUUUUGUUUUCUUCUCUUUCUUACUGUAAAAUCUUCAAUUUGACUUUUACCUCCGCCGUCUUUGUCUGUUUGUUUGUUUGUACUUUGUUCCUCUCAACUCAAAGAGUUUCAAAUCGAAUAUUAAGUUUUUUUUUUUUU